AAAUAGGCUUCUCUUUUGGUAAUAUAACUCACGUCAUUUGUUAUUUUGUCUUUUGUGAGUCCAUAUGAACUAGAGGGGCAUGAAUGUGCAACUACUUUAGACCUCAAAUUACUUUCAGUUUCCAUUUACAAUAAAUGCUCACAUCUUGUAACACCCUGUUACGAACACUCUUUGAAGAAAUUGCAGCUAAGAUUUGCUGCCAUAUACCAUCGUACCCAUCUGCGCAUUAGACUAUAGGCUGCUGAAGAAGGUAUAUUUUGGACAAACUGUGUGUGCUUAUACAUUUAUAAGAGGAAAAAAGAAAUGGGAGGAUCAAAAUCAAAACAAACACCCACUGAUGAUUCUUCCAAAAAGCUGGACAAACCAUGGAGGAACUUUGACUGGGAACAGAAGGACAGACUUAAAGAACGCCUAGAAAAGUUUCAGCUGAGCAGUCCAGAUCUUAAUUGCGUCAAGCUCCUGGUAGCUGGACAAAUUGGAGCAGGAAAGUCCAGCUUUAUUAACUCAGUCAACAGUGCCUUUCAAGGACAGAUUGUCUGUGAUGCACAAGCUGAUGCUCAAUCAGCAGCCAGUCACAGUUAUACAAAAAAACUGGAAGGAUACCGCAUCAAAAAUGCAGAUGCAGAUUUGCCUUUUGAAAUCUGUGAUGUAAUGGGUUUAGAACCACAAGAAUUAUCUGGGUUACAACCAGAAGAUGUUGUCAAGAUCAUACACGGCCAUGUGAAGGAGGGCUAUAAGUUUACAGAGAAUCCAAUAACUAGUAAAAGUGAAUCAUACAAUGAAAUCCCUUCACUGUCAGAUCAAGCAUUCUGCCUGGUGUACGUUGUGGAUGCAAAUACAAUCCAGUUAAAGUCAGAUGAUACAACACUUCUUAAAAAGCUGAGGCUCAUCCGCAAGAAACUCACUGAUGAAGGCAUUCCUCAGGUGAUUGUCCUGACUAAAGUGGAUGAAGCAUGUAAACUGGUCGAAAGUAAUCUAAAGGACAUCUACUACAGCAUUACAAUUAAAAAAAAGAUGGAGUUCUGCAGUGCAGAGAUUGGCGUGCCAAUGACCAUGAUUUUCCCUGUCAAGAACUACCAUAAUGAGGUUGACACAGAUGACUCUGUUGAUGCUUUGAUACUUAAGGCAUUUGAUCAAAUUGUGCGUUCAGCUAAUGCCAGACUAAGCCGUGGAUCUUCCAAUGAAUAAGAAAUGAAUGUUGACGACCUGAGAAUGUUGUAGAGCAGAAGAACACAGUUAUGUUUUACUGGGUAAAAUAUAGGCUUAUAGAUUUUUAGAAUAACACCUACAAUUGUAUUUAGGAUGAAUAUGAAAUAACCCAUAUGUAAUAAUCUUUAUCAAGACACGUUCUAUGUAUACAUCAUGAUAGAAAAACAUUUGACAAUGGUAAAGGGUAUCACACAUAGGCCUAUCAGAAGUUUUGAAGCAUCCUUAUGGAUGGUUUAAAAAUUGAUGUUUAAAAUAAUAAUAAUAAAAAAUAAAUAAAUAAAUAAAUAAAUAACAAAAAAGUAAAUUUGCAUCUUUAUGAAGAUCCAAUUUAAAUAGCUCACUCGUGUGAAUAUUAGCAAAUAUCGAGUAGUGCAUGCAAAUAUUGAACUGUACUUCAACAGUAAAAGCUUUACCUAUUUCACCUUCUCUAGCAGGGAGUCUAGCAGAGUAUUAACAUGUUAAUCAGCAAUACUAUCUUUUAUAACCCUUAUAAUAAUUAUAAUUCUAUAGUAAAGUCUGUGAUAAUUUUUUUUUUUUUUUUUGCAUGUAGCAAAUACAAAGAUAAAUAUAAUUAAUUGCUGUAUAUGUAAUAGAAUAUAGCAAAAAGUUGCUAGUUGUAAUAGCGAUUAAUUCCGGAUUCAGUCAGCAUGCAUGGAGAUGUUCCUAUUGUAUUGCAUGUUUGGAAUCUGCGUAAAUGAAAUCCUAAAAGCAACUAUUUUUGUCUACAUAACAUUCUUGACCACAUUCUUAGUGAAGAAAUUGUAAAUAAAGGAUCUGUGUGAGAGU
Molecule: messenger RNA, 1995 nt
Organism: Danio rerio (zebrafish)
Lineage: Eukaryota; Metazoa; Chordata; Actinopteri; Cypriniformes; Danionidae
Source: RefSeq, a predicted model, not a curated record